AGCUGGGACCAGAGAGGUAGGGAGUGCAGCGAAGCAAGGCAAAAAAAAUAAAAAGAAAGAAAGAAAAAAAGAGACCCACCGGGCACUAAAUCUCUGCAAAUGGACUUGUUGGGACAGUCAGUAGGCAGCACCUGAGUGACCACUUUAAGGAGAAAAUAAGGCCGGCUAAGAUCAAUACAGGACUUCAACUGUCUUCUCUUUGGCAUCCCCGUGGAUGCACGCAGAUUGAUCUGAAUGCUGAUCUGCAUCUUUUGAUCUGAGCCCAACUUCUGUGGAUAUUGCAGCUUUUUCCAGCUACCAUACCAGUCUGCUGGAGCCUGGACUCUAUUGUUGAGUUUAAGAAGCAGCGGGGGAGAGCGAGGGAAAAGAGAAUAUUGCCAUCCAUCUCUAAGUCCCUACAGCCCACCCUCGGCUUUGGACGCCCCUCCUCUCAGCCUCUUCUUUUGCCCCCCUGUGCCCUCCACAACACCCCAACCCAACCCCCUUCAGCACCUCCACCCCCCCAACAGAGCAGAAAGCGUGAAAAAUCUCACUAAUGGGUUUAUUUGCUGUCAGAUCUCCACAGAUCUGUCAUUCCCUUGGACCAUUCUGCUUGACACAUUUCAUAGUUGAGUAAGCCUCCUGGAAGUCUGGCUAGACUUAGCAGUGCCCCUGCAAACGCUGGGCUGGCUCAGAGCUCAUCAAGAGGGGAGCAGCAGUCAGUCUGACAGUCUCUUGGACAGGGAGUCCCUGAAGCUGCAUUCCUCCAGUCUCUUGUGUUUGUAAGCCUCGUGGGCAUCUUCAGCUUGCGUCCAACCACACGACUGGUCCUUUUCCAGAAGAUUCGGGUUGUUUCUGCAGGGAUUCAGGUGCUGAUUGAAAGACUGUGAAGAUGUGGUGUGGGGCUAUGCCUCUGGCCGUAGUGGCUGUGGUGUUCUGGACCCAGUGUGUCCUUCUAGAUGGAGUGGAUGCCAAGAAGGAGAGGAAGAGGCCAAAGGAGCCCACUCCACAGCAUACAGAGACGUACAACACAACUCUAUCCAACAGUGAAGAAGUUGGUGGGACCAUCAAGGGUUCUGAUCACCAGAGGGUUGAUCCACUGGGAUCAUGGAUGGACUUUGUGAAACGACCCGUUGGAAACUUUCCUGGAAAAUGUCGCAAACGCAAACGACCACUGCCAGGCCCACCCGGUCCUCCAGGUCCUCCAGGUCCCCAGGGUCCUCCUGGCUCUCCUGGGGCUCAAGUAACUCAGGAGGUUCUCCUGCAGGAGUUCAAAGAGAUGAUUAAAGAGGCUACAGAGAGGCGAACAGCAGCCUUGGACAGACAAACCAGCCCCAGCCAGCUACCUACAACCAUCCUCACCCUGGAGGGGAUGACCUCGUACCGCAGAAUAGAAGAAGCUUUCCACUGCAAGCUCAAGGGACCCGUAGUGGUCGACAAGAAGACUCUGGUGGAGCUCCAGAACUUUCAGACACCGCCUGCUAAAGGAGCUUUCCUCAGAGGGUCGGGAAUGGACCAGUCAACUGGGAGGUUCACAGCUCCCAUCACAGGGAUCUACCAGUUCUCUGCUAAUGUCCACAUUGAUCACAAUGAGGUGAAGAGGAGCAAGAGCCAGCUUAAGGCCAGGGACAAUAUUCGGGUGUUGAUCUGCAUCGAAUCCCUCUGCCACAGAUACACUUCACUGGAGAUGAUCGUUGGCUUGGAAAGUAACAGCAAGAUAUUCACUGUCAGCGUGCAGGGACUGCUGGAGCUGCAGGCUGGGCAGUACACCUCCAUAUUUGUGGAUAACGCAGCCGGUGCUUCCAUUACAAUACAAAACGGUUCAGAUUUCAUGGGCAUGCUGCUUGGUGUAUAGCCUCAAACACGAGCAGGGCAUCCUCCAAGCUGUCCACUGCUGCCUUUUAUUUUUUAUUUUCUUUCAAUGGACUGCUUAUGAGCACCGCCACACAGGACCAAACCACAGGGGAGGCUUGAAGGAAGGAUGUAAGUAAGGCUGACAUUGACUUGACUGCUUGUCAGAUGAAAGUCAGUGAAAGGACAGUGUGAAGCACUCAUGGACUGAGUUUGUUUCUCACAGCGCACUUCCACCUCCCCCCCAGGAACUUGGAUGCAUGUUGCUUCACAGAUAAGAUAACCUGAAAAUAAAAUGGAGAAUAUGUUUGUUACAGUAUAUUUUUCAUGGUUGUUGAAGACCUUUGCAGUAAACCAAGAUAUUUUUUUAUGUUCUCCGUAGUGGUUGAAAGAGCUAGGGAACACAAAAUAGUAAAUUUGUGCAUUUAAUGUAUAUUGACAUUCAUGUUUGUAUCUUUUCUAUCUAUUGUCUAAACACUCAUGAACUAUAAUUUUGUUGGAUUAAAAUCCAGUUUUAUUAUAUUAUAUGGUACAUAGUCUCCUUGAGUACACUGGACAGUUAAAAUAUGCUCAGUAGACAGGCCUCAUGUGAUAUUGUAUCAUAACUGUUGCUGCAUUUUUAGCCAUUUUAGCAUCAGUUAAGACUGAAAUAUUCAAUGGUGAGAGGAUGGAUUAGUUGUAUAGAGUUUCAUUUUCCGCAGACCCACAAUCCCACAAAUUUUGGUGAUCCUCUGACUUUUCCUCUACAGCCAAUACGUGAUGUUGACAUUUAUGAUUUUUGAGUUAAAUAUUUGAACAAUAAUGCCAUGAAAUUAACUGUUUGCUCCAGAAUAAAAUGUAAGCUAAUUUCAUCUGUGAUUCCUGAACUUUUCAGAUGGUAAUUUGACUUGUCCCACAGUUUUGUUUAUGACAUCAUUUUAGUGCCAGUUAACAAAUGCUAACACCCAAAUGCUAACAUCCCUGUGGCUAAACGUCACCAAUUUAAUACCAUAGACUGUAUAUAAAAAAUGGAUGUUUAAGAAAUGAAAGUACCACAACGUACCUUAAACUGCAUUCUAUCGAUGGCCAGCAGGGGAGCAACUAAAUUUUCUUGCCAAAGAAAUAUGUCUGAGAAUGGUCUUCCACUCUUCUAUUCUAUGACUUCUGUAAGCAAUUUCCAGACAUUUGUUCUCAAUUGCUAAAUUCAGGUGAUAUAUAUGAAUAAACUGUUAAGUCUUUUUUUUUGUUGUUGUUGUUGAAAAAGUAAGGAGGAUUAUGCAGCGUAUUCUUAUUUGCUGAAACUGGAAUUCAUACUACCAAUUCAUAGUUCAUGUCCAUUUGUGCAGGUAUAUUGCUACACUGAGUGAAGGAUUUUGUGUAUGUUUGACUGGAGUCCUUGAGAAAAGCCAUCAGCAUGUAACAGAUAAGCAGAAUGCUGAUUGGCUGAAAAAAGGAAAAGAGAGUGAAGAAAGUAGUAGGAAUAGCAAAACCCCCCAUGAAAGAUCAAACAGUGGCUGCAGUGGACACUUUUUAUUGUUUGUAACAUUGUAACAGUUUCACUUCAACACUUUGUAUGUUGUAACUUUGGUCUUCUCUGUGGUUGGCGGAAGGUCCAACAACAGCACAAGCUGCCCUCUGGUGACAGCAAAUAGCUAAAACACGUAGACAAUGGUCUGCAAAGCUCUGUGUGGUGACCAGUACACAACAAUGCCAGUUGCUUAAGAACAACAAAUUCAUGUGCAGCAUAGUCAGUUUCUAUUGGUGAUGGUAAAAACUUGACUGUCAAAAUGGGUCUUUCGUAACCAGUGCCUGACUACAUCCAUAUUUCAUAUACAGUCUGUGGUUGACACCUAGCCUUUUAGACUAUAGAAACAAGAGUUUUACAAAUACUGCUGAGCAUUUUUAUCUUCAACUCAUCUGAGAGGGAAGAAGUUAAAAGUUUGUGAUCUCAUCCACCUUGUGUGGAUACUCCUUUUCCACCACCUGGAUAUGUGUCCAUAUUGUUUGCGACAAAUGCCAAUAAAAUAAUUAGUUUUUAAUGUCAUGUCACGAGCACCUUAGUAACACUAUUGUCAGUCAAAGGCUUACUCUUUUUUGCCAUUUUUUAUCUCACUCUCAAGCAACUAUUCUUCUGCUUCAUGUUUACACCUGGAAUGGUCAAUGCAAUACAUUUAUAGGUCAGUUAGUGUAUAAGGAAAUUAAUAUACUCCAGUUUCCCUGUAAAAUAUUGUGUUUUUACAGCUUUUUAAAGAUUACGUAGAACAAUGUUUGGAUGAACUAAGAUUUUUUAUACAGUCCCCUAUGUUUUAUCUUUUACAAACCUUAAAUAUUUUUAUUGUAUUUUAUGAUUUUCUUGACAAAUACAUGUUUGUAAUUUAUCAUAACUGAUAUAUUAGUAAGUUUGGGAAGCAUUGAAAUUUGAUAUUUAUGUUUGAGAUCCACAGUUAAUGCCAUAAUCUAUACAGGAAA
Pelmatolapia mariae (spotted tilapia) is the source of this 4278-nucleotide messenger RNA. RefSeq names its product C1q and TNF related 12 (gene c1qtnf12). Bases 872 to 1834 code for a protein of 320 amino acids. Gene Ontology annotation, molecular function: hormone activity. The record is from RefSeq and is a predicted model, not a curated record. The transcript has 8 exons. Lineage: Eukaryota; Metazoa; Chordata; Actinopteri; Cichliformes; Cichlidae.